AUGGCCGAGGAACCACAACCCGCAGGCGUGCACGAGGGCGCCGAGCAACCGCCCGCCCCCGCUUCUGCCGAGGACCGCAAAGCGCAAGCGGCCAUGUCGACUCUGGACGCCGCCCAGCGCGAGGACGACGGCGCGCCGAAGAAGAACGUCGACACGGAAGCUUUGGGUAAGGCUAUGAAGAGUCUGGACGUAAAGGACAAGAGCAAAACACAGGAAGUCAAGAAGGCCGUCAAGGUCGACCCUGCAGAUGUUGCUCUGCUGGUUGAACAGCUGGAGUUGACCAAGCCGAAAGCGACCGAGCUCCUCAAGGCCCAUGACGGCGACGCUGUGAAAGCAAUGUCCGCCUUCAUCGGAGUGUCCGCCUGA
Messenger RNA from Lasiodiplodia theobromae, 366 nucleotides. RefSeq lists its product as uncharacterized. Lineage: Eukaryota; Fungi; Ascomycota; Dothideomycetes; Botryosphaeriales; Botryosphaeriaceae. The transcript has 2 exons. The record is from RefSeq and is a predicted model, not a curated record. Gene Ontology annotation, biological process: negative regulation of apoptotic process; protein stabilization. Bases 1 to 366 code for a protein of 121 amino acids.